AUGUAUACUUAUUUUGUUACAGCAGCCACUAGCUGCUCUAUCAUUAAAUCAAUCAAAUGUAGACUUAUAAAAGAUUCCACAGCAGAAUACCUGGUUUGCCUGAAGUCGAACUCAAUAGAAGUUUAUACCCUGCCUGAAGAUUCAGAAGAAUCAAACUCGCCAUUCGAUAGUGGACCUAACCCCUGUUUAAUAACCUCUCUUCACUCAUACUUUACCUUUCUUACUUGUAUCGAAUAUAGACCUCCUAACCAUAAUCAAUCAUAUUUGUUGGUUUUAACACAAAAUUAUACACUAAUUCUGCUGAAAUUUGACUCAGAAAACUGUAAAUUUGUCUCGAAGAACGUGGCCUGUCUGCAAGAGCCCUUUUCGGGAGUGAGAUGCGGGAACGUUAUCCUAAAGAUUGACGCGGCUUAUAACCUGAUAGUGUUUUGCGGUCAUACUCGAAUAAUCAAAUGUAUAGUGCUGAACAAAAGUGACUAUUUUAACUUCUCGGACAUCAUAACGAUGAGGACGAACGACUCGUUCUUUUUGGAUUUCGAGUUCAUGUCAGUUGAAUAUAAAAGCGAGGACUCUAUGAAGGUAAAUAUUGAGGGCGAGUCGAGAAGUUACUCGAACUCGCUGAGCCAGGAGUUGCAGUUCAAGUCGCCUAACAGAAACAGCUCCAUUCACCAGUUGGAGUGUAAACUGCUGGUACUCGGACAAGACGACAGUGACAGUAAGUCUGAACCAGCAAGAUGGCUGUACGGAAUGCACCUGUCCUUUGAAAUUGAGCUUCUGAACGGCCACAAGAGGUUUAACUCGUACAGCAACGUCCCGCUGUUCGGAGACCCAGUGAAGCUGAGCAGCCCAUUCAGCAAGUUCGUCCCACUGAGCCUUAACAGCACUAGCAGGAACGACAGCACCUUGAUGCUGGGAUCAGGCUCGGUGGCGUACACGAGCUUUAAAGCGCCGAAGGAAGUGAGGAGCUUCAAGCUCGACGUCUCAAUGACGGAAGUCUCCUGCUACGCGCGUCACAGCACAAAUAAGUAUCUGUUCGCGGACGACAACGGGAACGUGUACAUUAUGGAUCUGCUGCUGUCGACAAGGAACGAGGGAACGGGGCUGAAGAGAAGAGUGGGACCGAGCGUUGGGGCUAAAAGCGUUCAGGCCACGAAGCGCGAGGGCGAGUUGGUGGUGCGAGACGUGAAAGUCGAAAGAGUGGGAAGCUGCGCAAUCCCAUCGUCGAUAGUUAAGUUGGACGAAGAGAGAAUAUUCUGCACGAGCAGGCACGGAAACAGUGCCACAAUGAGGAUAAAGGGCGCGGGCGAUAAAAGGAGUAGGAUUCAGAGCGGCAGAGUAUGGGCGCAGGCGAACGUGGGCCCAGUCACAGACUUCACGUACCUGCAGGAGGAGGAGUCGGACGGAUCGAUACUGGCUUGUUGCGGCUCGGGGACCUCAGGCUCGUUCUGCAAGAUUUAUUUUGGGAUAGGGUCGGAGGUUCUGUACUCGAAGGAGUUGCGAGGAGUUCAUAACCUGUUCGGGCUGCACCUGCAGGGAAGAGAGGAGAGUGAAGGACAUCUGGUAAUGUGCAUCUCAUUCUACCGCUUCACGAGGUUCUACCUGGUGAGUCAGGCGGAAGGAGAGGCCAGAGAUAAGGGAGGAAAAAGUAACUCCUUGGAGCUGCUGGAAACCAAACUGAGUGAAAUAGUAAAGCUGGAGAGGGAGGAGCUAAUAACUGAUGAAACGACGCUUUUGUUCUCGAGAUUUAAUGAGGAUUGCGUUCUGCAGGUGACACCACUCAACGUGUUGGUGGCGGCGCAGGGCUUUAAAAAGGUGACGAGAGUCUCAGUCUCGGAGUUGGCGAGGGUCGGAGAAGGCCCGGACUUCACAGUAAGCGCAUUAGUCUGCGGAAGGCACAUACUGCUGCUGCUGGCGAGUAACACCGUGCUGUUGCUGGACCACGAGUUGAAAGUGGUGAACAGAAAAAAGAUGGGCACGAGCGUGUCCUCAAUAUCAUACAUAUCGAAAGGAGACCUGACGAGAUCGAGUUUUAGAGCCUCGUCAGUGUUUAAGCAGGCUGAGUGCGAGGGAAUACUGGCUGCUACCGGAUGGGACAGCGAAAUCAUGAUAAUGCCCCUGUUGAGCUUGGAAGUCGUUUACAAGUACAGAUGCAGCAUUGGCUUCGGGACCUUUGUUAAGUCCCUGAAGUUCGGCAUGGUGGGUCCCGAGGUGUACCUGCUGGCGAGCGUUUCGGACGGUAAGCUGUACACGUAUAAGUUUAAGGAGACCGCCGAAAGUGGCGACGAGGGCCCGAAGGUUAAAAUUGAGCCUGACAACAUAGUUGAGUUGAGCGACGGAUCAUUUAAGUUAUUGGACGUGCAGCUGGGCAGAGACGAUGAAACCUGCGACCUCAGAACAAGAAAGCUAAUAACGACGGGAAGCAAGUGCAGCAUCAUCCACGCAAGCAACAAUAAGAUAGAGUACACGAAGGUGAAUGUGAGCAAUUUAUGGGCGUUGGCAACAUUGUCAAACAAGUGGUACAGCAACAACAGUAACGGUGGCACCAGUGAUAAAAUGAAACACAGUAGUGCCAGUACUGGUAAAACGAACCGGAGCGGUAGCGCCAACCAGUACUCAAGCGGAACAUUUUUGUCAAACUCAGACGAGGAGACUCUGGUGGUCUAUUACACGAACAAAAGCAUAGUGGUGGGCACGUUAGACUUUGUGAAGAACUUGAACGUUAAAAGAAUAGUAACGGGGGCUAACAUGAAUAAGAUAGCUUACCACUCCGGGUCAAAACUGGCAGUAGUGUCGACGAUACCACAAUACGUAGUUAACCCGAAUGAACUGAGUAAUGUUGAAGAAAAUGAAAACAGAAAUAAUGUUAGAGGAGCUGACGAAUUACAAGUUGAUAAGGUGGAUUUAAAGAGGGAACCUGAAGAGGCAAGGCGUGGCGGGACAAAGAGGACAAUCCACGAGGAACCGGAGCAAUAUCAGAAUAUAAUGGUAUGCACGGAAGCAAACGAGCUCCUGGAAAGCACGAAUGACGCCUUCAUACCGAGCUGCCUGCUAUUCGUAGACGUCGAAAGUAGCAAAAUCGUCCACAAGCUGGAAGUCCCCGAGGGACACGUAGUCUCAAGUCUCCGCACGUACAUCCACGAGCACGUGGAGUACGUGGCCGUGGGAAGCUCGCUGGUAUCGGAGCAGAGCGACCUGCCUGCAGAGGGGCACCUGUACCUGGUGGAAAUCGACAGAAGCAGGGGCUCUCUGGCGUUCAAGGUGCAGAGGACCUCGGAGCCCUUCGAAGGAGGAGUAGUGGACAUCGCAGUCAUGGACGAGAUGCUGGUCCUGGCAGUGAAUGCGACGCUGAUGAUCGUGAAGCUCGGCGGGGAGCACUCAGUGACCACGCCGCUGAAGGACAAAAAUAGACCUAAGUCAGGCAGGGUCGGGGAUCAGGGAGGAGGCGCGGCAGGCUCAAGAGGCGGCAAGGCGGAAAAGAAAAAUUACAAGCUCGAGUACGUGCAGGGCUGCGCAGAGGAGUGCACGAGGUACCUGGAGCUCAUAACGAGCUACGAGUCGAACACGUACAUCGUGGCGGUGGACGUCUGCGAGGACAGCGUCUUCCUGGGGGACCUGAUGACCUCGGUGAAGCUGCUCAAGUUCAAGGACAAGUGCCUCUACGAGUCCUGCAGGGACUUCAACACGCUCUGGACGUCGUCGCUGGCGGCAGUCGACGCCUCGACGUGCCUGGUCGCCGACGACUCGGGGAACUUCAGCGUGUUCGCCAAGUCGAAGACGCCGGUCAACGACCACAAGGCAAUAAAGUUUGACACGCUUGGGCUCUUUCACCACGGGGAGACGGUGAACAGAAUAGUAAAGCGACGAAGGGCUGUUGUUGACGCCGGAAGGCACCUUAAAAUCGCAAGUAAACUAGGUCAAAAACGACACGCCUGCGAAAGGCUGUUUUGUUGUCAGGGCGCUCCCGCAGGCCAUGAGCGCUUUAAGAUGAGGGAGCGCUCCAGCCUCUUCGACGCAACGUUCACGUGCUGCACGAGCUCCGGGAGCUUCCUGCAGCUGUGUGUCUUCAGCGACGUCAAGCUGUUCCUCAGGCUCUCGCUGCUCGAGCAGACGCUGCAGCUGUUCCACAGCCACACGGGCGUGAACCUCAACAAGAACUACCGCAACUUCGAGAACCUGCACACGACGGUUCCGCCCCGCGGGUUCGUCGACGGCGACCUCGUCGAGCGCUUUCUCAGGCUCCCGCAGGCCGCGAAGCUCCGCGUGUUUGAGUCCUUCAGAAAGAACGCGCAGGAGCUGGACCUGGACUGCAGCACGCUCGACCAGCUCGUCGCAACAGUCGAGAACGUAACCAACAGCAGGCUGAUGUAG
Theileria orientalis strain Shintoku is the source of this 4368-nucleotide messenger RNA. RefSeq lists its product as uncharacterized. Gene Ontology annotation, cellular component: nucleus; site of double-strand break. The transcript has 4 exons. NCBI's taxonomy places the organism in Eukaryota, Apicomplexa, Aconoidasida, Piroplasmida, Theileriidae. The record is from RefSeq and is a predicted model, not a curated record. Gene Ontology annotation, biological process: DNA repair; proteasome-mediated ubiquitin-dependent protein catabolic process. The coding region runs from base 1 to 4368 and encodes 1455 amino acids. Gene Ontology annotation, molecular function: nucleic acid binding; protein binding.